This is a messenger RNA of Toxoplasma gondii ME49, 2656 nucleotides long. RefSeq lists its product as hypothetical. Lineage: Eukaryota; Apicomplexa; Conoidasida; Eucoccidiorida; Sarcocystidae. The coding region runs from base 980 to 2656 and encodes 558 amino acids. The transcript is spliced from 4 exons. The record is from RefSeq and is a predicted model, not a curated record.
CAUUUCUGUAUCUCCUUCGGAAAUUUCGUCUCUUUCUGUGUUGGGGGUCACUGCUAGUUAACGCCCCACGCGGUUCCACUUUUUUUCCCUCUUUCCCCUUUCGGACGUUCGUUUCUUCUUGCGGUAUCCGUGUGCCCUAUCGAGUCAACUUUUCCGCGCGCAGGCUGACGUCUUCCAGGGACGUUCGAUCCGGGAUCACUCACAUAAAUUGAAAACACCAACGUUUUCUUCAUGCGGACUGAAUUAUACGGUGGUCUAUGUGACGAUGCGGGUUGUGGAUAACUCCAUUCUUCUGUGGACCUUUGUUAGUGUCUGCCGCGGUGCCAGAGCCCAUGUAGGCAUUUCUGGUGUUUUGCCGGAUCCCGUUUAUUCUUUUGCUUCUCUUUAGCAGUAUGUUCUGUUUCCCAUUGCUGUUUUCUGUUAUAUGUCUCCGCCCACUAAUUCAUUGUGGCAUUUGCUGAAUUGAAAAUCCGUAUUCACACAUGCACGGUGCCGCGAGUCAUCGAUGUCGCGCGAUAGCCGAACGCGCUGAAUAUGAAGAGUACACUUCCGCAGUAAAAUCUCAUUAUCGGACUGGCUGAAUUUGUUUACUCAAUUCUUGUUUGUAAGGCGUAUUCAAAGCUGGAGGAGGUACUUGAGUUACUGAGGGAGGCUACCUGGAAGUGCUCCCGAAUGUGUAUGAAGCGCUACCAUUCGAACACAACCCCUCUGCUAACUGUCCUAAAAGAGCGUUUUCUUGGGCUCUACGAUAAUGGAUCAUAGAAGUGAAAUCGGUGUCUCCUUGUGCUUAGUUUUCUUUUAGGCUACAUUCAGGGAGGAAGACAUUUGCUUGUCAAGCCGCCCUUGGAACUAGCUUCGGUCAUUAAAGCUGUGCCACGGAGGUGUAUCGUCGCGCUCCGGCUACGUGCUAUGUCCUUUUGAAACGUUCCUACUCGCUUGCAAUCCCUGGCAGGUUGAGGAGGGGAAUGCCAGAGAUAAAAUGGAGGCACGAGAAAGAGUGGAAGAUGACGUUCUUUCCCAGCAGGUCCGUCCAGAGCCAGAAAAAGGUUUGCCUGAAAUUGUGGUCUGUGCAAAGACUGUCGGCAUGACCUCGUCGGAGAAGGUGAGCAAACCUGGUCAAGGGCUACAUCAGAAAUCGAGGGCCGUUUCAAAACCGAAAGGACGCGUUGCCACAGGACGUUUUCCCGUUUUGUUGAAACGAGAGGAAACGCCGAUCCGGGCCACGUCCGGUCACCACCCAAAAGAGCAAGGAACAGACGCAUCAGGAGAUGAAUCUGCAUGGAGCGACGCAAGCAGCGAUGUAGAGCCCCUUACACUGACAUCCCCAGUUCGAGAUUUGAAGCGAAGGGAGUUCGAUGUGAAACUGAACGUGUUGCGAAGCCUCGUAAAAGCACGAGGCUCAGGCAGCCUUGUCCAUCGGCCGGGAGUCGAAGAGGGAAGUGAGACUGAUGAGUCCGGAUGCUGCCGGAUACCUCCACAGGGGCAGCUUGGUUUGGAGCCGACUGUAUGUACACCGCAGGCAGCCGGUCAAGCGAGGGAAAGCUCAGCAGCAUGUUGCGAAAGCCUGCGUUCGGCCUUUCUUGGGAAAAAGGCACAGAGGGGGGCAAUGCGAACAGCAGAGAACCGACGGGGAACGAGGCGAGGCGUGCAAGUGAUGAAGAAGAAGGCCCUUUUGGCAAAACUGUGUCUUGACAACGAUAGUGGUGAAAACGUCCAGCAGCGCAGAAUCAAAGAAUCACGAGACAGAAUGUUCGGUGCCGGGAGAGCAAGUGUCGACAAGAACCGGAGAGGGAGGCGUCGAGUACCAGGGGGGGUUGAGGGAUUUCUGGGCACUGACAACGAAUCUAUGUGGAUGAGUACUGCUUAUUUGAAAGACCGGGCAGGCGACUAUGCAGAUGACCUUCUCGACAAUCUAGGGCUUCUUGCCACAAACGAUUUCCUGGACAGGGAGUUGGACAGAGACACACUGCUACUGGAUUAUGAUGAUUCUCUCUUUGAUGAUGACGAUGACUUGCUCUUCCCUGACGACCCGUCAAACAGUCGUUACUUUCUCCCGGAUGGGUACCCGCCGUCGCCUGGUCGACGAAACGAGGAGCGCGUCAUCGACAUCUCCAGCCCCAGAGAGGACAAGUCUUUGAGCGAACUCGAGAAAGAGACAGAUGACGCUACAACGUGGACCAUCAUGAGACAGAUGGUUGGUUCUCUUGGAGUGCGACACUGGGCGGCGUUUCUUCAGGUUCAGGCGGAGUUCUGGCUGUACAGUUCUGCGCAUCGGCAGGCCCUUAUCACCGCAACUGCUGCCCAGCGGUUUCUACGAGAAGCGGGGGGCACGAAGACCGGAGAAACUCAGGAGAAAAACGGCAGUGCCAAGGAUGUAACCGCGACAGCAACCGCUUGCAAGCGGAGAGAACAAGAGUCAGCUGCCGCAUCGGUGGAUUCGCGUGCCGACUUGACACCCACUUUGGCUGUUAAGAUGGUCGCUGCAUGCGCACUUCGGCAGUUUGACAGAAGCAAUGAAUAUCUGAGGCAAUUACGUGGUCGAGAUCUGAACGCUCUAUCCGAACCCCUUCAAGCGUACUUGGAGGAGGCAGUUCGCUUUCUAGCUGAAAAUACAACCCCCACUCUUCCUUCGGUGCAGCUGGUUCCUCGUGUCUAA